This is a messenger RNA of Acanthosepion pharaonis, 597 nucleotides long. The record is from the annotation of a GenBank genome assembly. Lineage: Eukaryota; Metazoa; Mollusca; Cephalopoda; Sepiida; Sepiidae.
AUGUUCUCUUUAUAUCUCUGUUCCUCUUUCUCUUUAUCUAUCCUGCUCUGUCUUAACCUUUCUUCAUUCUCUCUCUCUCUCUCUCUCUCUCUUUGCUACACUCUUCUCUCUUUAUUUCUCUUCUCUCUCUCUCUUUCUUUCUUUUUUUCUUUCUGUCGAUUGCUCUACGCAGAAAGAAAUCUAUCUAUCUAUCUAUCUAUCUAUCUAUCUAUCUAUCUCAGUUUGUUCAUAUUUGUCUAUUUCAGUCUGUUCUUAUCUAUCUAUCUAUCUAUCUAUCUAUCUAUCUAUCUAUCUAAGCCUGUUCAAAUCUCCUUUUUAUCCCAACCACUUAAUCUUCCUUUAUUGGCAUCUUCAUCAACCGAUUUCUACCGCUUCAUAUUUUCAUGCCUGUCAUUAGUUAUCACAGUCACCGAGAAUGCUCAUUAUCUCAUCCCCCUCUCUCUCUCGCUUUUAUUUAUCUUCAGAGGCAUUUUUCUUCUUCUUGUUUUUCUUCUUCUGCCUCUCUUUUUCUCAUUUUUUCUUCAUUUAUCUAUCUUGCUCUCUCUCUCUCUCUCUCUCUCACUGUGUCUCUCCCCAUAUAUCGAAUGGACAAAUUAA